AUGUCUCUCUUCACAUCAAACCGGAUCGUGGUCAUCGCUCUGCUGCUAGGGCUGGGUACAGCUUGUUAUACAGUCCCUAAUCUCCUCCACCGCGUGAAGAAUGAAGCGCGCGCGCCAGAGCCACAACCUCCGGCUGCGACCAAGCGCCUACAGAAGGAUUCCGAGAACUCGCUAAAGAUCGAGACUCUACGCACCCUGGCCGACGGCUACGGCUAUGAACUGCGUACUUCGGCGAUCAAGAUUGUCGCCAGCCGCACUGCCAGGUCUCGCACGAAACGCCUACUCCUGCGUGACCUUGCGAGCAAAGACUACACUCGGCGAGACAACGCCAUCAACGGCCUAUGGAUGCUUCUGUACCACCCGUCACUGAGCGAAACCAAAGUGUCGAACGAAUUCCACGACGCCAAAGUGGCCGCAGCGACGGUUCGGGCGCUCAUCAACGUCUUGCCUCUACACAACAUCAACCAACAUGAACCCCAUCCGGUCGAGAAGAAACUGCCAGCGUCUCCGAUUCGGCCGGCUCAUCGGCCGGCGCAUGAAGUGUCGCUCCUCAUCAUUCUCAACAAUAUUCUUUCCUACGCUGGGCGGAGGAUCACGCGGCCAUUGCUAGGUAAUGACACGAUGGAAGCCGCUCUAGGCGCCGGACUCGUUACACGCUGGCUGGCAAACUACCCUUUCCCCUGCGCCCUGCCUGAGAAUUCGGACUUCAAUUUCAAGAAAUCCGACGUAGCCCGUCUGUUCGACCGCAUGGCCUGGCUGACCGACGACCCUUUGAUGGCGGACAUUGUGCUCGAAGUCAUGCAAUAUCCUCGCGGACGGAAGGAAAUGCGCGACGCCGGCCUACAGGCAAGCAGAUACCGCGAAAACGUGGGUCGCGGCGCCUACCAGUCCAGCUGGGACUUGCCCGGCUGGGUGACAGCCGCUGAGGAGGACAACGACGUGCGUAUGGUCGGCGGCGAGGAUACAGCGGGGAUUACAGACUACGACGAAUUGGUGGGCCAUGGCGACGAAGGGUCGGCACGGCCACGAUCUACGGAGCGGAGUCGUGAAGAGGACCAUCUGCGACGUCGGCAUCGCGAAGCCAUCGUCGUCGCGGAGCGUGGCGCUCCUCUGCGCAGAGAGAAUAUCCUGCAGCGCGAAAACAGCCAGGUCCUGCAGCCUAUGAAUGGCAUAAGCGAGGUUGAAGGUGUUCUGAAUGGACUGCUGGGUCUCUCGGACGAUGCCAGGCCGCACGAAUCGCCUGUCUCUAUGUCGGGAGCCCUCGGUCUCAUCCCGGGCCAGGACGACAGCCGUGCAGCUACCGAGCUCGAUCGUGUCUUGGAAGUCCGCGAGAUCGAGGAUCUGAUCGAGCAGUCUCUAAGCGACCCCGAGCUCCGUCGGGCAAUUGGGUCGUUGAGGUCUGACGAUCCAAUUAUGCUCAUUAAUCCUGCUUCUGCCCCCAACACCGAUUCCGAGGAAGACUCCGGUCCCGGGCACAGGUCGUGA
This is a messenger RNA of Capronia coronata CBS 617.96, 1485 nucleotides long. RefSeq lists its product as uncharacterized. The record is from RefSeq and is a predicted model, not a curated record. Bases 1 to 1485 code for a protein of 494 amino acids. NCBI's taxonomy places the organism in Eukaryota, Fungi, Ascomycota, Eurotiomycetes, Chaetothyriales, Herpotrichiellaceae. The transcript has a single exon.